This is a messenger RNA of Dipodomys spectabilis (banner-tailed kangaroo rat), 1791 nucleotides long. RefSeq names its product afamin (gene Afm). Lineage: Eukaryota; Metazoa; Chordata; Mammalia; Rodentia; Heteromyidae. Gene Ontology annotation, cellular component: blood microparticle; cytoplasm. Gene Ontology annotation, biological process: protein transport within extracellular region; vitamin transport. Gene Ontology annotation, molecular function: vitamin E binding; fatty acid binding; zinc ion binding. The record is from RefSeq and is a predicted model, not a curated record.
AUGAAUGCAAUUUCUUUAAAAAAAAUAAAGCAGUUCAAACUUACAGCUUUUAUUUUUUCCUUGUUCUUUUGGACUGAAUCCCUAUCGCUACCUACAAAUCUUUGGGAUAUAGAUGACUUCAGCACUACACAGAAAUUUAUACAAGAGAACAUUGGAUCCUUGGUUAUCAUCACAUUUGCUCAGUAUGUUCAGGAAGCGACCUUUGAUGAGUUGGAAAUGCUAGUGAAAACCGUGAUAGAUUAGAAGGAAAGAUGCCUGACUAAUCUGAGACUUCUAGAAUGUUCAAAGAUUGCUGAGAUUUUGUGUGCUCAGGAAGGGUCACCUCAGAAGUAUAAUUUUUCACAAUGUUGUAGUAAAGUUGAUGUUGAAAGAAGACUCUGUUUCUUAUACAAAAAGAAAAGCAUUGUGGGAUUUUUGCCUCCAUUUCCUACUUUGGAUCCUGAGGAGAAAUGCCAGGCUUAUAAAAAUGACAGAGAAUCUUUUUUUUUUUUUUUUUUUGGCUACAGUCACGAACUUGCUAGAAGAAACCCCUUUGGCUUUGCCUCUACACUUCUAAUGGCUGCUGCUCGUUUUGAAGAGCUGGCCAAGAGAUGUUGUGGAGAACAACAAAAAGACAACUGUUUUCAAACAAACGCUUCAUUCAUCAUACACUAUUGGAAAGCAUUAUUUUCCCAUCAAAACAAAGUCUGUGAGGCUCUGAGGAAGUUUGGAUUCAAAGUCUUACAUUGUUGGUUUAUCAAUUCUCUUUCCAGAAACAUUGUUGUUUUGGGUAGAAAAUUUCCCAAGAGGAAAUUUCAUGAACUUACUUCCCUCUUAAAAGAUGUUCCUUCUAUGUAUGAUGGAUGCUGUUUGGGGGAUUUUGUGAACUGCAUCCAUGCCCAGAACCAGGUUUAUAGUUAUAUAUGUUCAAAACAAGAUUCCAUCUCCAGUAAAAUCAGAGAAUGCUGUGAAAAGAAUAUACUGGAGUGUGAAGAAUGUAUAAUUAAUUCCAACAAAGAUGAUAUACCAGAGUAUUUAUCUCUUGGAAAAUCAAAAUACACUGGCAGUGAAAAUGUGUGCCAAGAAAAAGAUACUGACCCAGACAGCUUCUUUGCUGAGUUGAUUUAUAAACACUCAAAGAGACAUCCAGACCUGUCUGCAUCAACGCUUCUACAGAUCACUGGAAUGUAUAAGGAUACCUUGGGAGACUGCUACAACAGAGAAAGCCCUCCAGAUUGUGUUCAUGAUGUGAAAGACAAAUUCCAUAAGGAAACUGAAAAAAGCCUCAAGAUGGUACAUGAAGAAUGUGAACUUUUCUGGAAUUUGGGGGAGGAAGGCUUGAAAUGCCACCCCAUUAUCAGACUCACAAAGAUAGCUCCCCAGCUCCCAAGUGAGCAACUGGUCUACCUUGCAAGGUAGACUACCUGCUGCACACUAAGAUUUGCCUAUGUUGCUAAUUGGGCAGACUCAGUCCUUGGAGAACUAUGUGGGAUAAAUGAAAACCAAACCAUCAAUCCAGCUCUGGACCACUGUUGUAAAGCAAACUUUGCCUUUCGAAGGCACUGUUUUGAGGGUUUAAAAGCUGAUAAAAUGUAUGUGCCUCCACUAGUCUCUGAAGAUUCAUUUGCUUUCCAUGAUGAGUGGUGUAUGACUCAGAAUGAGGAACUUCAGAGCAUGAAAAACAGGUUUCUUAUUGACUUAGUGAAGCGGAAGCCUGCACUCACCCAGGAGAAGCUGAGGUCUUUGUUUAUGACCUUCAUUAACACAGUGGAGACACAAGAUCCCAAAGCCUGUUUCAGUAAAGAGGGAUGA